AUGUCGGAGCACGCAGCGCCCGGUGCCCCGGGGCCUGGGCCCAAUGGCGGCGGCGGCGGCCCGGCCCCCGCGCGAGGGCCUCGCACCCCCAACCUGAACCCCAACCCUCUCAUCAACGUCCGCGACCGGCUCUUCCACGCGCUCUUCUUCAAAAUGGCCGUGACCUACUCUCGCCUCUUCCCGCCUGCCUUCCGCCGACUCUUCGAGUUCUUCGUGCUGCUCAAGGCCCUGCUGGUGCUCGCUGUCCUGGCUUAUAUCCACGUGGCCUUCUCCCGCUCGCCCAUCAACUGCCUGGAGCACGUGCGUGAACGCUGGCCCCGCGAAGGCGUCCUGCGAGUGGAGGUCCAGCACAACUCGAGCCGUGCGCCCGUCUUCCUGCAGUUCUGUGAUGGUGGUGCUCGCAGUGGCGUCCCCGGCCUGGCGGUGGAGCCUGGGGGCGGCCUGGAGCUGGAGGAAGAGGAGGAGGAACUGACCAUGGACAUGUUCGGGAACAGCUCCGUCCAGUUUGAGCUGGACAUCGAGCCUAAAGUGUUCAAGCCACUGGGCACCACAGAUGCCCUCAAUGACAGCCAGGAGUUCCCCUUUCCGGAGAUGCCCACCAAAGCCUGGCCCCAGGACGAGUACAUCGUGGAAUAUUCGCUGGAGUACGGCUUCCUGCGUCUCUCUCAGGCUACCAGGCAACGCCUCAACAUCCCAGUCAUGGUGGUCACGCUGGACCCCACCCGGGACCAGUGUUUUGGGGACCGCUUCAGCCGCCUCCUGCUGGACGAGUUUCUGGGUUACGAUGAUAUCCUCAUGUCCAGCGUCAAGGGCCUGGCCGAGAACGAAGAGAACAAGGGCUUCCUGCGGAACGUGGUGUCAGGCGAGCAUUACCGCUUUGUCAGCAUGUGGAUGGCGCGCACGUCCUACCUGGCUGCCUUUGUCAUCAUGGUCAUCUUUACCCUGAGCGUGUCUAUGCUGCUGCGCUACUCCCACCACCAGAUCUUUGUCUUCAUUGUGGACCUGCUGCAGAUGCUGGAGAUGAACAUGGCCAUCGCUUUCCCCGCAGCGCCCCUCCUGACCGUCAUCCUGGCCCUUGUAGGCAUGGAGGCCAUAAUGUCCGAGUUCUUCAAUGACACCACCACCGCCUUCUACAUCAUCCUCAUCGUGUGGCUGGCUGACCAGUACGACGCCAUCUGCUGCCACACCAGCACAAGCAAGCGGCACUGGCUCAGGUGA
Elephantulus edwardii (Cape elephant shrew) is the source of this 1218-nucleotide messenger RNA. RefSeq names its product transmembrane protein 259 (gene TMEM259). The record is from RefSeq and is a predicted model, not a curated record. Gene Ontology annotation, biological process: response to endoplasmic reticulum stress; positive regulation of ERAD pathway. Gene Ontology annotation, cellular component: endoplasmic reticulum. The transcript is spliced from 9 exons. Bases 1 to 1218 code for a protein of 405 amino acids. Lineage: Eukaryota; Metazoa; Chordata; Mammalia; Macroscelidea; Macroscelididae.